GGUAUCAUUUUGAGACAAUGAGUCUUGGAUGGUGGAGACUUGUUUACGCUGCCUUUGCUGGAUUUCUCCUCUUUCAUGGCUUUUCUACCUCUGAAAACGCCCCAAACUACUCCUUCAUGCACAAUGCAACAUCAGCACCAUUCUUGUCUUAUUACGACUACAUAGUUGUUGGUGGUGGCACCGCUGGCUGCCCCUUAGCUGCCACAUUAUCUCACCGUGCCAACGUCUUGCUCCUUGAACGAGGUGGCUCCCCUUAUGGUGACCCCAACAUCACUAAAUUGGUUAAUUUCGGUGCUUCCCUCUCCGACCUUUCCCCGUGGUCCCCGUCACAGCGGUUUAUCUCCACGGACGGCGUAAUUAAUUCACGAGCACGCGUCUUGGGCGGCGGAAGCUGUCUGAAUGCGGGGUUUUAUACACGCGCUUCUCCUGAAUAUAUCAGGCAAGCGGGGUGGGAUGGAAGACUAGUGAAUCAAUCAUACGAGUGGGUUGAAAAAUUAGUGGCAUUUGAGCCACAUUUGGGGCAUUGGCAAUCGGCUGUGAGGAACGGUUUGUUAGAGGUUGGGGUGGUGCCAUUCAAUGGGUUCACCUUUGACCAUAUUAAUGGGACCAAAGUUGGUGGGACAAUAUUUGAUGAACAAGGGAAUAGGCACACAGCUGCUGACUUGUUGGAGUAUGCCAACCCUCGAGGUCUCACCGUCCUUUUGUAUGCUACUGUGCAAAAAAUCUUGUUUAGAUUUAGAGGGAGAAGAAGCAGACCAGAGGCAUAUGGUGUGAUUUUCAGAGAUGGAUCAGGGAUUGAACAUAGAGCAUAUCUUAAAUAUGGGUUUAAAAACGAAAUCAUUAUAUCUUCGGGAGCAUUGGGAAGCCCACAGCUGUUGAUGCUGAGUGGAGUAGGACCGGUUGCUCAUCUUAGAUCUCACAAUAUCCCAGUGGUGUUAGACCAACCCUUGGUUGGCCAAGGCAUGUGUGAUAACCCCAUGAACGCCGUUUUUGUCCCGUCUCCUAUUCCGGUUGAGGUUUCACUUAUCGAAGUCGUUGGUAUCACACAUUUUGGGAGCUACAUUGAAGCUGCAAGUGGUGAAACCUUUAGUGCUUCUGUUACUACUACUUCAAGAAACUAUGGCAUGUUCUCACCUAAGAUUGGUCAGCUAUCUACGGUGCCACCUAAACAAAGGACCCCAGAAGCCAUUGCCAGAGCUGUUGAAUACUUGGAUAAUCUUGACCAGGCAGCUUUACAAGGUGGAUUCAUCUUGGAAAAAAUUAUGGGUCCGAUCUCAACAGGCCAUUUGGAGCUCCAAACCCGUAACCCAGACGAUAACCCAUCCGUCACCUUCAAUUAUUUCCAGCAUCCACUAGACUUGCAAAGAUGUGUUCAAGGGAUUCAAACCAUAGGGAAAAUCGUUGAAUCGGAGUCAUUCUCUAAAUUCAGAUAUGAUUACAUGUCUUGGCCAGGACUCGUUAACAUGACAGAACAUUCCCCAAUAAACUUGCUGCCUAGACAUUACAACUCCUCAAUCCCACUUGAAACGUUCUGCAGAGACACUGUGAUGACUAUAUGGCACUAUCAUGGUGGCUGCCAAGUUAGCAGGGUUGUUGACCCCGAUUAUAAGGUACUUGGUGUCGAAGCUCUAAGGGUUAUCGACGGUUCCACUUUCAACUAUUCGCCUGGGACUAAUCCUCAGGCCACUGUCAUGAUGCUUGGAAGGUACAUGGGUGUGAAGAUAUUGAGAGAGAGACUAGGCAAUUAAGAAUCCUCAUGAUUCGUUAUGGUUGAUUUUUAUUUCUUUUGAUCAAGACAUGAUGGAUGGAUGGAUGUUCUUGACUUGUCAUUACGUAUUGAGUGGUCCAGAAUUUGAAGUCUUUUAAGUUAAUACAUUUGUCCAAGAGUUGCAUUAAUGGAUGUUUGACAUUGAAAAAUGUUAUGUUUAUUUUGUUGU
Messenger RNA from Gossypium arboreum, 1937 nucleotides. RefSeq names its product protein HOTHEAD-like. The record is from RefSeq and is a predicted model, not a curated record. The transcript has 6 exons. Gene Ontology annotation, molecular function: flavin adenine dinucleotide binding; oxidoreductase activity, acting on CH-OH group of donors. Lineage: Eukaryota; Viridiplantae; Streptophyta; Magnoliopsida; Malvales; Malvaceae. The coding region runs from base 18 to 1748 and encodes 576 amino acids.